ACCUCUCCCAUUCUCGGACUAAACCACGUGGCCGUGCUUCCCCCCCUCCCGGCCGGCAGUGGUACAGCCCCACGUCUCCGAUUGGUGGAUCCGAGGGCGCGGGGCGGGGCCAGCCGAGAGGGGAAUCCGGCCGACCGCGCGCAGGCGCCGCACUGUGCCCUGGGCAGCGGAGCCGCCAGCAUGGUCCUGUUGCACCUGCUCUUCGAGCACGCGGCGGGCUACGCCCUGCUGGCCCUGAAGGAGGUGGAGGAGAUCGGCCUGCUGCUGCCCCAGGUCGAGGAGUCCGUGCUGAACCUGGUCAAGUUCCUCAACCUGGUCCGCCUCGUAGCCUUUUCGCCAUUCACGUCGGCCCAGAGCGCGCUGGACAACGCCAAUGCCGUCUCCGAGGGUGUGGUGCACGAAGACUUACGUCUGCUGCUGGAAACCAACCUCCCAGCCAAGAAGAAGAAGGUGGUGCUGGGGGUCGGGGACCCCAAGAUCGGAGCCGCGAUCCAGGAGGAGCUGGGUUAUCAGUGCCAGACGGGGGGCGUGGUGGCCGAAAUCCUCAGAGGUAUCCGGCUGCAUUUCCCGUCCCUGGUGAAGGGUCUGACGGCCGCCUCGGCCUCCAAGGCCCAGCUGGGCCUCGGCCACAGCUACUCCCGCUCCAAGGUCAAGUUCAACGUCAACCGGGUGGACAACAUGAUCAUCCAGGCCAUCAGCCUGCUGGACCAGCUGGAAAAGGACAUCAACACCUUCUCCAUGCGCGUCCGGGAGUGGUACGGCUAUCACUUCCCCGAGCUGGUGCGCAUCGUCAGCGACAGCGCUUCCUACUGCCGCCUGGCCCAGCUCAUCGGCUGCCGGCGGGAACUCAGCGAGGAGAAGCUGGAGGCGCUGGAGGAGGUGACGAUGGACAGCGCCAAGGCCCAGGCCAUCCUGGACGCCUCCCGUUCUUCCAUGGGCAUGGACAUCUCCCCCAUCGACCUCAUCAACAUCGAGAGCUUCUCGCGGCGGGUCGUGUCGCUGUCCGAGUACCGGCUCGGCCUCCUGCAGUACCUGUGCUCCAAGAUGAACCAGGUGGCUCCCAGCCUGGCCGCCCUCAUCGGCGAGGUGGUGGGCGCCCGCCUGAUCUCCCACGCCGGCAGCCUGACCAGCCUGGCCAAGUAUCCCGCGUCCACGGUGCAGAUCCUGGGGGCCGAGAAGGCCUUGUUCAGGGCCCUGAAGACGCGGGGGAACACCCCCAAGUACGGGCUCAUCUUCCACUCGACCUUCAUCGGCCGGGCGGCCGCCAAGAACAAGGGCCGCAUCUCCCGCUACCUGGCCAACAAGUGCAGCAUCGCCGCCCGCAUCGACUGCUUCUCGGAGGUGCCCACCAGCGUGUUCGGGGAGAAGCUGCGUGAGCAGGUGGAGGAGCGGCUGUCCUUCUACGAGACCGGAGAGCCGCCCCGCAAGAACCUGGACGUGAUGAAGGAGGCCGUGUUGCAGGCCGGGGAGGUGGUGGCCGAGGUGCGCAGGAAGCUGGCCAAGAAAGAGAAGAAGCGGUUGAAGAAGCAGCGGCGACUCCAGGCCGCGGCGGCCGAAGACGGCGGGGACGUCCCCGAGGCCAACGGCGAGGAGACGGGACAGAAACGCAAGAAGAAAAAGAAGCGGGGCUCGGAGCCCGAGGAGAACGGAGUGGAGGAGGAGGAGGAACUGGAGACCCCCAAACCCAAGAAGAGGAGGAAGUCGGAACCCCCCACAGAAGACCCGGAGCCGCCCCCUCCUAAGAAAAGCAAAAAGAAAAAGGCCCGGGCCCAGUCCGAAGAGGACUGACCCGGCCGGCCUCCCGCUCUCCCUUUACGGACUUUGUUUUCCCCCCCGCCCCGCUGUGACCCUCCGCCAAUAAACGACGUUUGAGUCUGUA
This is a messenger RNA of Ornithorhynchus anatinus (platypus), 1879 nucleotides long. It is a transcript of the gene NOP56, whose product is annotated as NOP56 ribonucleoprotein. The coding region runs from base 181 to 1788 and encodes 535 amino acids. The record is from RefSeq and is a predicted model, not a curated record. Gene Ontology annotation, cellular component: box C/D methylation guide snoRNP complex; small-subunit processome. The transcript has 12 exons. Lineage: Eukaryota; Metazoa; Chordata; Mammalia; Monotremata; Ornithorhynchidae. Gene Ontology annotation, molecular function: snoRNA binding.